UCAAACCUGUGUGUAAAUGCACACAUAAGAUACAUAAUCACAACUGUAUGUAUAGCUUACAACAAGAAGCUGUCUCUCAUUAUUAACAUUGUGCUGUAGGGUUAAAUAGUAAGAAACAGAACAUAUUGCAGUCUAGUCAGCCGAAGAAGGAAGUGCGCAGGGGUGAAGCCUCUCGCUCUGCGUAUAUACUCUUUGAUAAACCAAACUUUGUGAAGUCCGGUGUGGAAGUGUGGGAUAGUCUCCCCUGCAAGCUUGUUGGGGGAUGAUUGUUUCCUCAAAUGUAUUUUUUCCCCCCCUAAUGGAUUGGACAUCAUGAAUACUUCUUGAUCACAUGACCAGCCAGGAGUAUGGGAAAAUUCCAGUCCAAACUUGCUUCGAAACGCAGACAGAGUCCGGAGGGUGGUAGUUUGGCUUCCAAUGUGCAGACCUGUCAAACGGAGCUGGAGCGAUUCCAUAUCCACAAAACCAAACUGACAGAGAACUUGUAUGUAGAAGUGAGGAAAAACCAGUCUGACCUAAACGGCAACCUUAAAGUGGUUCUGCCACCAAAGAAGACACCUGACAGAGGUAAAAGCAACCACUUCCAGGUCAAUAAACAGACAAAGAAGAGGAACAGCCAUGCUGGUGUCAACGACUGUACCAUGGGGCUUGAUGAGGACACUCAGCAGGAGUGGGUGUUCACACUGUACAACUUCAACAGCAGUGGCAAUGUCAUCAAAGAGGACAUUUCCAGUCUGAUGCACUCCAUGUAUGAGGUUCUAGAGGCAUCAUUGGAGCAGCCGUGUGGUGGCACCGCACCCUUGAAGAUAAAGCUAGUUGUUACUGCGUCUGCUGACCCAGUAAAGACCUCACAAAUAGUUGAAAAGGAGCAGAGUGCGUCUCAGGAGCCAGGAACCCCUGUAAGAAGACUUUAUUGCAUGGAUGAAAACAUGGAGCGCAGGAACCACUACCUGGAUCUAGCUGGCAUUGAAAACUAUACCUCAAAGUUUGACAAUACAGAAUCUCCCUCUCAGGAGCCCAGAGAGGAUACUCCUCAGCAUCAUCCUGUGGUGAACAUAGAGAACUGCAUCUCCCCUGAGCCUCCUAGAGGCCUCUCUAACCCUCAUUUCCUGAAGCGUAAGGCCAUGUCGGUGGGGAAAGAUAGGAAUGCAGGACAGAGAAGGUCCUGCAGGCUACACGGCCAGCACCCGGCUUCAUGGUGCCAUCCUUCUUCGCCUCAACCUCAGGCACAGCGUACUCACAGCAGAAGGCUUCGCUCCAGGGCACUAGAGGCUUCCUCACACAUAAGACCCACACAAGGGGGAGACAGGGAACUUCCAACUUCCAACCUUCAGCCCUCCUGUGGGGCUCAGGCAUCUCCAGCCCAGAGACACCAACUCUUUUGGAGGUUUGGAGGUGAAAUGCCACUCAGUAGGUCCUUGAAUCACCUCAUUUAAAUUAUAUUCAGUGUGUGUUGGAAUCAGGUUAUGGCACUGUUAUCUAAUGCAAACAAACCCUAAACGAUUACCUACUGUAGAUCCAGAAAGGCCAGUUCAUUGUUAACUGAAUGCUACUUUUAUAGCCAUUUAGAUUGACAGGUUAAUCUCAGGUAGAUUUCCACUUAAGCUUCAAAUGUAUUUAAAUGCGCUCUUUGUAGAGCUACAUGUCUGCAUUUUAACCUAAAGCAUGACUUUUGUAUAUUAACAAUGUGUUUUUUCUGUUUGGAUAAAAUAAUGUAGAAAUGGAAAUACAGAAUGUCUUUAAUGAAACUGUUUUGUUUAUUCUGUCACCUAUUUAUUUCCUGACCAAAUAUGUGUACCAUGGAACAAAGAAUAUAAUGGCAUUGAAUUAUUUCACAGUUGAUAGUUCAAGAAAGAGCCUUAGGGGACUGGAUAAGGAUUGAAAAAUCUAGUCCUGUGUGCUUGAAAUUACAAUAAAUCACUUCUCAGUUGAUAGUCGGUAUUACAAAAA
Messenger RNA from Micropterus salmoides (largemouth bass), 1950 nucleotides. RefSeq names its product protein naked cuticle homolog 2-like. The transcript has 10 exons. Lineage: Eukaryota; Metazoa; Chordata; Actinopteri; Centrarchiformes; Centrarchidae. Gene Ontology annotation, cellular component: cytoplasm. Bases 348 to 1436 code for a protein of 362 amino acids. Gene Ontology annotation, biological process: negative regulation of Wnt signaling pathway. The record is from RefSeq and is a predicted model, not a curated record.